Messenger RNA from Mastomys coucha (southern multimammate mouse), 1138 nucleotides. It is a transcript of the gene Dusp22, whose product is annotated as dual specificity phosphatase 22. NCBI's taxonomy places the organism in Eukaryota, Metazoa, Chordata, Mammalia, Rodentia, Muridae. Bases 192 to 809 code for a protein of 205 amino acids. The transcript has 7 exons. Gene Ontology annotation, cellular component: cytosol. Gene Ontology annotation, biological process: transforming growth factor beta receptor signaling pathway; regulation of cell population proliferation; positive regulation of JNK cascade. The record is from RefSeq and is a predicted model, not a curated record. Gene Ontology annotation, molecular function: protein tyrosine/serine/threonine phosphatase activity.
GCGCGCUGGGCGUCCAGCCGCGGGGGCGAGGGCCGCUGUCCCCGACGUGCGCAGGGCCGGACAGUAAUGCCGCGUCCCGGGUGGAGCGCGCUGCGAGCGCCGCCCUGGCGCCGCCUCCCGCUGCCCCGCCCGCCCGUCCGGCUGCGCGCAGUGUCCUCCCGCGAGCGCGGAGCGGCGAGCCCGGCGCGGCCAUGGGGAGUGGGAUGAGCCAGAUCCUGCCAGGCCUGUACAUUGGCAACUUCAAAGAUGCAAGAGAUGCAGAACAGUUGAGCAGGAACAAGGUCACACACAUUCUUUCUGUGCACGACACUGCCAGGCCCAUGUUGGAGGGAGUUAAAUACCUGUGUAUUCCAGCAGCAGACACACCAUCUCAAAACCUGACAAGACAUUUCAAAGAAAGUAUUAAAUUCAUUCAUGAGUGCCGACUCCAGGGUGAGGGCUGCCUUGUACAUUGCCUGGCUGGGGUCUCCAGGAGUGUGACACUGGUGAUCGCAUACAUCAUGACUGUCACCGACUUUGGCUGGGAAGAUGCCUUGCACACCGUUCGUGCAGGGAGGUCCUGUGCCAACCCCAACCUGGGCUUCCAAAGGCAGCUGCAGGAGUUUGAGAAACAUGAAGUGUACCAGUAUCGGCAAUGGCUGAGAGAAGAGUAUGGAGAGAACCCUUUGCGGGAUGCAGAAGAAGCCAAAAAUAUUCUGGGUAAAUAUAAAGAGCAAGGGCGCAUGGAGCCCCGGCCUAGCACCAGGCGGUGGAGCACCUUUUCAGCCCUGCCUCCUCUCACCUACAAUAACUACACAACAGAGACCUAACAAAGAGAGCUGGUGUUUGCCUUCCUGCUGCGGGUCUUCUGGGUUGCCUACCAUGUGCUGGUGUGCCUGGUGUGCUGGCUCCUGCCUCUGAGGACCACGAGAGGAGGUUGCAGCGAGGUGGAGCACUCAGGGCUCCUUCCCAGAACCCCGCCCUACUCAGGCUUUUUCACUCUCCCAUCUUCGCCCAAUCUUUUCCUCAUCUGAACUUGCCCAGCCUGGGAUGCUGCCCAGCCACUGUGUACUUCUUGUAUGUGUGCAAGAGCGUGAAUGUGCAUGUAUGUGUCUAAGAGUGUGCAUAUAUACCUACAAAUGUAUGCAUUGUGAACGAG